Molecule: messenger RNA, 1857 nt
Organism: Asparagus officinalis (garden asparagus)
Lineage: Eukaryota; Viridiplantae; Streptophyta; Magnoliopsida; Asparagales; Asparagaceae
Exons: 12
Coding region: 331-1563 (410 amino acids)
Source: RefSeq, a predicted model, not a curated record
AACAAUUGGAAGAAAGGAAAAAAAAAAAAAAUCUCGACUUUUUUCUUCUCUCUUCGAAAAGGUUCGAUAUUGGGCGCCAUCUGGACGCUCUCGCUCUCGUUGAGCGUCUCCCUCAGAGCCACAGCUCCUCCAAUUCUACAGCUCAAUCCCAUUCAAUUGCAAUUUUUGUUUUUUUAGGGCCCUUUUAGGUUAAUUCUUUGCCAGCUCGAAUAUCUAGGGUUUUCGAGUUGAUCGGACUGGUGUUUGGUGUUCGAGAAGUGAGCGUUGGCGAAAUGGGAUUCGGUUUCAGUCUCAAAUUAUAGUCUCGAGUGGAAAAAUUCCGGGUGGGACAUGGGAUGCCUGGUAUCCAUACCAAGAGAUGGGGGAGGGAUCAGAAGAAGACCUGGGACUGUUGGAGAGUUGGCUGUUUUUGUACCGGGCCUGCGAAUUCCUAGAAGUGUGGACUUCUCUCAGCCAUUGGGUAAUAGCUUGUCAAGAAAUUUAGUGGAGCGCCUCUCUUCCAUGAGGACUAGAAUAGUUGUAAUGGCCGCUCAAGAAGCACCGGUAGCUAUAAAACCAAGGAGGAAAACAGCUACUCAACAUGGAGGUUCGACAUUAGCUGAUCUUAUGCAAGCUCUAGAAGAUUACUUACCACUUCUACUAGGAUUGGUUAAGGAUGGAAGUGAACUAAUAGACAAGGUGCAGUUUGUCUGGGUUAAUCAAGAGGAUGAGGCAGAGGAAACAGGCAUAGCAAAUGCUUGGUAUGAGGUGCUUUCAGUUCUACACCUGAUGGCUAUGCUAUGUUUGUCUGAGGCCAAUUCAUUCCUUCUUCCUAAAAUGUCGAGCGAUGGUUAUCAGCCAAGGAUAGUCGAAGAGAGUAGACGUGCUGCAAUUGAUGCUUUAUUAAAAGCAGCAGGAUAUUUGGAUUGUGCAACUCAGCAUGUUCUUCCACAAAUCCCUUCCGCAAUCAGGCAAGUUCUCCCAGUGGAUUUAUCUGAAGGAAAGCUGCGAGCUUUUUGCAUGCAGGCAUUGGGUCAGGGUAUUGAUAUUCAACUUGGGAUGGCUAUUGACAGUCCGAAGGCCACAUUAGCAGUGAAGCGAAGAUUGGCAUGUGAGAUGGGUAAAUGCUGGCAUCAGGCACAAGAUAGCGUUUCACAGCUUGCUAUUUCUAAUGGCUGGGCAGAAAAACAUCGAGCUUUUAUUAAAUGGAAAUAUGUAGAAGCAAAGGCUGCUGCAUAUUACUACCAUGGCAUGAUCCUUGACGAGGGGAAUACAGAGAAAUCCCAUGGGAUGGCUGUUGCAGCAUUACAAGCAGCAGAGGAGUUUCUCAAAGAAAGCAAAAAAGCCUGUGAAGCUUUCAACUCGAUGCCUCCUACAUCGAGGAAUCCACCUCUCUGGGGAUCUAUGAAGUAUCUUUCUGAGAAGAUCCCCAAAGAUGCUUCAAGCAAGGUUCGCAUCAACCGGGACCUCUACAGUCAUGAACGGAUAAUAGAGAAAGCACCGACUUUGCCGGAUUUCGCUAUAGCUCUUAAACCUGAUGACUAUCAGCUUCCAGCGUUGGAUCCUUCAUGGACUUCGGAGUAAAAUCGAAGUGUACAAAGCUCGGAGAUAAACGGGGCGAAAAUCUCACCCCCUGCAUAGUUGCAAGUAUGAAAUAUCUGGCCGUCGUCUUUACAAAGAGUGUGCAAUAGUUUGAUGUGAAUUUAUCUUUUCCCCCUCCCUUAAUCAUCCAUUUGCUUUUUCUUGUUCUUGGUUGUGGGCGAGCUUUGUUGUGGACUAGAUUUUCAGUGUAUAAACGAACAAGGUCUAUCAAACAAACAAUUGUCUCGGUCAAUCAAAGGAAUAGCAUUCUCCCACGGGGGCAAAAAAAAAAAAAAA